This is a messenger RNA of Serendipita indica DSM 11827, 780 nucleotides long. The record is from the annotation of a GenBank genome assembly. Lineage: Eukaryota; Fungi; Basidiomycota; Agaricomycetes; Sebacinales; Serendipitaceae.
AUGUCUGCUCCUCUUACCCUCUAUCUCGCCGAGUCGGGCCUCAACUGGCUCAAACUUGUCGUGGUCAUGGAAGAGCUCGGUCUCUCUUACAACGAGGUCAUCCUUGACUUUGCCAAGGAGGAACACAAGACCGAAGAAUAUCGCAAACUCAACCCCAACGGUCGCAUUCCGACCCUCGUCGACCACUCCAACAACGACGAGGUCGUCUGGGAGAGCAACGCUAUUCUCAAGUACAUCGCCGAGCGCUACGAUACCGAGAAGAAGCUCCUUGUGACCGACGACAAGGAAAAGGCCGACCUUGACACUUGGCUGUUCUAUCAGGCAUCUCACCAGGGACCCACGUUCGGACAGGCCCAAUGGUUCAUGUUCUACCACACGGAGAGGAUCCCCAGCGUGAUUAUCCGCUUCCAGAACGAGAUCAAGCGCAUCUUCGGUGUUCUCAACGACGUCUUGAGCAAGAAGGAAUGGUUGGUCGGAAACAAGUGCACGAUUGCGGACCUGGCCUUUAUCAAGUACAACGACUAUGCCAUCCACCACCUCCUCCCAGAAAACUUCAACGUCGAGCGCGAGUUCCCACACCUUGCUGCGUGGCACGCCAAACUCAUGGCACGCCCAGCUGUCCAGUACGCGUUCAAGCAUAUGGAUGAACUCGACGUUGGACGCGAGAGGCAACAUGUGACUGGUAUGACGCACUCGGCAUUCGCGCAGUCCGCUGUCGGAAUCGCGAGGCGUGGUAUUGCGGCACAGGCUGCAAAGGGGGAGAUUCUGUCGACUGCGUAA